AGUAUACAGUAAGUAUAUAGGCUACAAAGGCUAUAAAAGACAAGCAUACUAUACAUUAUGUAAUUAUUGCAUUACUUGUGGGCAAAAUGACAAUAACAUAUUUAUUUAUAAUAACCGUCGUGGUAAUUAUAGGAGAGUUCUCAAUAACAGAGAGUUUGAUUGAAAAAAAACGGGUCUUUAAUCACUUCAUAAUAGACGGUGAAAACGCUGGAAGCAAAGAUGCCCCCUUUCUCGUUUCUCUAAGUAUGUCAAACAUAAGCUACGCGCACGUUUGUAGCGGUACUAUUAUACAUAAGGAGUGGAUUUUGACAGCUGCUCAUUGCGUCAAUGAUUUGGAAAAAAUGGCCGGUAAUGUAAUAGGCCUUCCAGUUUAUGCUGGUUUAAGCAAUCGAACCAAACUGGAAGAUGCUCAAAUUAGGACAGUGGAUUUCGCUUAUAAUCAUAAAGAGUUUAACGGAAACGAGAACACUGAUAAUAUCGCCCUGCUUCACAUAAUGCCUGCCUUCGAGUUUAAUGGUACGGUUAAACAAAUAUUGUUACCUUAUCGGGGAGAGGCGUUCGAUAAUAAGAAAUCCGUCACAUAUAGUUGGGGCUUAUUAAAUCCUGAAGACACUGUUUAUGUGAAGGACUUGCAACGUAGCGAGUCUUACAUUUUGUCUGAAAAAGAAUGCAAAGCUGCCCUGCCUUCUAAUGCACCGCUUACCAGUAAGCAUGUUUGUGCUCAUGUUUUCGCAUGUUACGGUGAUGGAGGCGCCCCAAUAGUAAUCGAGGGUAUGGAUGGAAUUACUGAACUAAUUGGUCUUGCAUCAUGGGGAUAUUUGCCAUGCGCAUAUAAAAACUAUCCAACAGUUUAUACCGCAGUUUCUCAAUAUAUCGGUUGGAUAGCUGACGUCCAAUCCGCAUAUUACACACUGCACUAAGUACAUUUUUAGUCCUAAGCAAAAAAAAAAAAAAA
Molecule: messenger RNA, 955 nt
Organism: Glossina fuscipes
Lineage: Eukaryota; Metazoa; Arthropoda; Insecta; Diptera; Glossinidae
Product: lectizyme
Exons: 1
Coding region: 87-920 (277 amino acids)
Biological process (GO): proteolysis
Molecular function (GO): serine-type endopeptidase activity
Source: RefSeq, a predicted model, not a curated record